AGGUUUCCCUCGGUGUCGUCUGCGGGGUCUGUACUUAAAAAAAAAAACUGAAUAUGGUCUUUAAAUCAUGAACAAAAAGCUACAGCCUAACCAAGACAAUAAACCUGCUUUGAGAGCACCAAGAAAUUUUAAUAUGCACAAGAUAUUAGUUCCACAAUUUUACCACAAGACUCGGUUUUUAAUUUCCUGUGAGUAGUAACCAAACUUACCAAGUUUCUCGUCUUUGCCGUGAUAUACCAUACUGCUACACCCUAUGAAAAUUAGUUCCACAUUAUUUGCCCAUGCGGUAAAUUUAUAAUGCUCCUUGAUAUCUGAAUACUACGAACGAAUGCUUUAGGGUUAUAAUAUUUUUUGCCGCCAUCUCCCUCUCAGAUAAAAUUACUUGAAAGAAUGCACUGGCGAUAUUAUCUGAAAUUCUAAGUUAUUUACUCUUUGUAGGUAAUUAAAUGCAACUUAAAUUAUGAUACUUACCUCGGUUUGUAGUUUUAUAUCGAUUAUCGACCUUUGCAAAUUUUAGGCGGCGAGUAAGAUGUGUUAAAUAUUAAAAUGUUGCCGCUAGUGUACAGUGUACACGCAUCUGGAAGUUCUUGCGCAGUUUCUUGUUGAUUGCAGAUAGAACUUGCUAGUCUCAACUUAGCUGAAAGGAAAUAUAUUUUAUUUAUUCAACAACACACACAGCCAUUACAGGGUACAACUAAUUCGUACUGGCGGAAAUAUUAACAAUAACAUAAAACAUACAAAUAUAUUCUAUAAGUAACUAUUUAUAAAAAUAAAUUAUGUAACACGAAUACUAACAUAACAAAUAACUUAAAACGACAUUGAAAAAUGAGAACGCAUUAUUUGUUUAAAUUUUCGACAAGUUAUGUCUCCUAUAUAAGUAAGUGAGUUCUUUAUAUACUUAAUUACUAUUGCGUUAUUUUAUGUGUUUAUAAAUUAGAUGCCUCAUAUAACGUAGGCAAGUAAUAAUAAAAAUAGAUUGUUUGAAAAACCAUGCUACAGGCUACCAUUUUUAAAUCGAGACAUAAUAUCGCAGUAAUCAAAACGCAAUAAUAUAAAAAUUAUCUGUCCUUGAAAAGCAGACGUUUUUCUACCAGCAAGCUUGAUAUAUUUGCUGUUUACUGCUUAGUGCACAUCGGAACACCACACGCAGUGCACGCUCGCAUCGCGUGUACUUGAAACAAACAAAAAAUAGCCGGUAUUGUUUUAAAAUCAAGCUACAAAUAAUCAAUUUGUAAGUAAUAUCAAAUGUGGAAGAACUAAAGUGCGGUACCAUAAUUAUUGCGUACUUUUGUUAUUUGAAAAUCACUUUCUUAUGCUGUAACAAUUUCACUGACACAAUUAGGAGUAUACCGCUACGCGUGCGAAAUGGUUGUGUGCACGCUGUACCGAGCAACAUUUAAUAUACAACGUGCAAGUUUAUGGCAUAAUAAAAAAUAUGGAUGCGAUCGUGGUCUACUCUCCCGAGCCCUGCUGGCCGCCCUGAGUGUCGCGCGGGACGCACACACACAGAAUAUCAACAAAAACAUUCAGUUUAUCAGCAACGACAAAGUCAAGCUCAAAAUCGACCCAGCUACUAUGAAACUAAACCAACGUAUGAACAAACCGCUGUGCAUCAUAAUGAACUGGAUGUUGGCCAAGCCGAACCACGUCAUGAAAUACGCAAACAUCUACUUAGAGCAAGACUAUGACGUUAUCAAUGUGUCCUGUUCUCCAUUGCAGCUGAUGUGGCCGGCGAAAGGCUCCCAGGUUAUAGCGGCAGAUUUAUUGAAGUUUUUAGAGAGUAACGAAGACUUUGGGCCCCUGGUAGUUCACGGGUUUUCGGUGGGCGCGUACGUGUGGGCAGAGUUGCUGGUUCAUACCACGCAUAAUAAAGCAAGGUACCAGCCGAUCCUCGAUCGUGUGGCAGCCCAAAUAUGGGACUCGCCGGCCGACGUUUACGAAAUACCAAUAGGGUUGCCGUCGGCAAUAUUCCCCAAGAACAAAAUCAUGCAGAAGACUCUGAGGGCGUAUUGCAUAUUCCACAUGAAUCUAUUCCACAACGUGGCAACUAAACAUUACAUGCGCGCGACACAAGUAUACCACAAUACUCCUUGCCGCGCCCCGGGGCUGUUCCUGUGCUCCCUCACCGACCCCGUAGGCGCCGCCAAGAGGAGCAAGCAUGCACAUGACUCUUGGGUUGCUAUGGGCUUGAAGUGCAACUGGAAAUGCUGGGAGAAAUCUCCCCACGUCCAGCAUUACCUCCACCACCCUGAAGAGUACCUCACGGCGUUGCUUUGCCACCUGGACGACUGCGGUCUUCUGCACAAGCAAGAGAAGAUCAGCAUGCGGUUAUAGGCGUAUCACAUUAGGUCUAACUCGAUGGACAUUAUAAUUUAAAAGUGUCAGUUGUUCUACUUCUACUACAAAAUGUGAUUUAUUGACCAAAAUGUUUAUACACAGUGGGGUGUGAGUAAUGGCAUAUUGUGAAUUGGGUGCCAUUUUUUUUGAAAUGAAGAAAUUAGCUUUUCACAAUGUUAUUAAAAGUUGUUAAAAAUUCACAAUAGUCUGGUUGGGAAUUAAAUGAUUUGCGAAUACGAAUAUGAAAAUUUUGUAAACCCAAGACUUUUCUAAUUUAUGUGUAUAUUGUUUGUCAAUUAUCGAUCGCUUUAACGGUGGAGGAAAACAUCGUGAGAAAACCUACAUACCCGAGCGGUCUCCAUAAGAUAUUCGAAGGUAUUUAAAGUUUGCCAACCAGCGCUAUCGCGGUAGACUAAGGCCUAAGCCCUUUUGAUGGCCUUGCUUUGGAGGCCCGGGCUUAGCAGUAUGUAUUAUUAUUAAAAUUAACAACGUUAAGUCGAGGAAGUGGUAUGGACUAAACUAAUAACUCUGAAUUGAUGCGCUUUUGUCCACAUUUUACUAAAUUUUCAAUCAUCAUCAGCCCCAAGAAGCCCACUGCUGAACAUAGGCCUCUCAAAACGAAAGAAUGAAUGGAAAUGCAUACUUUUAUUUAUGUCUCCAAAUUCGUAGGAAAGUUAUUCUUCAACCCGGAGCAUCAGUGUGCAUAAAAGUUCUAGUUUAAAAAUGCCAUACAUUGAAGAAGUAAGUAUAAGGUCAGAUAAAAAAACGCCUAUGAAACUACUAAUUACCGGCCUUUUGGACUAGUUAGGCCUUAGGGGACACGACAGCAUGCUUAUGGGCACCAUGGACUCAAAAUACUUAGAUAUAAUUGACUGAAACAAAAAUAGAGUCCUGUGGUGAUUAUGACCUAAAAGUUCUACCUUUUACACUGCCCCGGAUCUAAGGGGAGGCUAGCCGGGGCCCAUGCCCCGAGCGGCGAAUUCAGAGGGCGGCAAAUUCAAACUUGGCAAACGAAUACAUAAUUCAUCAUUAACGUAACUUUGAUUACUGAGACAUUCAGUACAUUAAAUUCUAAAAUUAUUUCCCGCUGGGCGCAAAAUGAAAGGAAAAAUAUAGGUGGGUGGGAGUGGCAUUUUCCAAAUUUUGCCCCGCCUCGAAAAUAUACAAGAUCCGGGACUGCUUUUACGCCAAGAAAAUGCUUAGCUGUAAACAUAAUAAAAUUGAAUAGAAUAUAACUAUGUUAUUAGUAUAAGUAUUGAGUUUUUAACAAUUUCUCUUUGACUGGGUAUAAAAAUGUGAUAAUGUUGGAUCCCUAUUAUUAAUUAUAAGUAAUAAUUAUAGUAAAUAAAUCACUUACUUUUGCAUUGAAUUGUGAGAUCGUAAUUCAAGUCCGUGUUUGCGAGAUCCCAUUGUUUCGCAAUCUUAAGAAGUGAAAUUAUAAUAACAAAAUUGUAAAAUGAGCGUGCAUUCGACAUAUUGGAGAGCUAAAUAUGGAUAAAAAUAUUAAUUGUCACCGUUGAUUGAAGCUCGUAUCGUGAGAAUAUCAACAUGUUUGCACACUUCCUAAGUCAAGGAUACUUGGAAUAUUUGAAAAAAUAUGUAAUCCUAUUAAUUUUAAUUUAUAUUACGUGGGUUCUUGUAUAAAUUAAUGUGGUGCUUUUUACACAGCCGUUAUUUUUAUUUUGUGAAGAUACAAAAUAAACUGCAAUGAAACUUGA
Messenger RNA from Manduca sexta (tobacco hornworm), 4055 nucleotides. RefSeq lists its product as uncharacterized. NCBI's taxonomy places the organism in Eukaryota, Metazoa, Arthropoda, Insecta, Lepidoptera, Sphingidae. The record is from RefSeq and is a predicted model, not a curated record. Gene Ontology annotation, molecular function: serine hydrolase activity. The coding region runs from base 1366 to 2334 and encodes 322 amino acids. The transcript is spliced from 8 exons.